Aegilops tauschii subsp. strangulata is the source of this 2061-nucleotide messenger RNA. The record is from RefSeq and is a predicted model, not a curated record. Lineage: Eukaryota; Viridiplantae; Streptophyta; Magnoliopsida; Poales; Poaceae.
AUGUACAUCAGUUGCAACUCUGCCAGGAGCACCAUCGUCAACCUCAACAUCAGCGGUGCGAGUCUGAAUGGCACACUUGACAAGUUCAACUUCUCAGCUUUCCCCAACCUGAAGAAGCUCAUCCUAUUUCAGAACGGUCUGUAUGGCAACAUUCCAGAAGGGAUCAGUAACCUGACAAGCCUGGUGCAGUUGCAGAUCAGCAGCAACUGGUAUGUAACUGGUACAAUUCCCCGUGGCAUUGGCCGGCUGAAGCAGCUCACUGAACUGCAACUGGGAGGUUUGGGUCUUGAUGGUGCGGCGCUACCUGAAGAGAUUGGUAACUUGACAAGCUUGACGAAGAUUGCUCUCUACUCAAUCAAUUUGACUGGAUCAAUCCCGCUAACAUUCGGGAGACUGAAGAAGCUCCGGCUGCUGAACCUGAGAAACAACAGUCUGACAGGGCACAUCCCGCUGGAGAUUGGUAACAUGACAGAAUUACACCGCAUGGACCUGACGCAGAACUAUUUACAUGGCCAGAUACCAGAUACAGUCUCUCGUUUGGUAAAGCUAAACCGCUUGUUACUGUCAGAAAAUCAGCUCGGAGGCGACGUCAUCCACGAGCUCGGAAAUAGCAGCAUGCUGUCUUAUAUCAACAUGGCAAAAAAUAGCUUCUCUGGGGUCUUCCCGCCGUCCAUUUGCGCGGGAGGGGCACUGGUUACGGUCCUUGCUGCAUACAAUGGAUUUACAAGCCUUCGCAGCAUGACCUUUCAGAACUGCACGACCCUGGAGCACAUUGACUUCACAGAAAACAAAAUUGUUGCAGACCUAAUGGCUUGUUUUGGCAAGCCUCCAGAACAACUUCGGGGGCUAACUGUCAGUAAUAACCAUCUGUAUGGCACACUUCUGACAGAUGAUGGUGAGGUAUUCCUCUGCAACUCUACUAGGUUAUCACUUCUGGACCUCUCAAACAAUGCCUUAAAUGGAGACCUAUCCAACUCCAAGUGUUUAUGGAACAUGCGGCAUUUGGAGUUCAUGGAUUUGUCCAGCAACUCGCUCAGUGGUGUAGUUCCGUUCUUGGCGACGCCUAACCGGAAUCUUCAGUCUCUACACCUAGCGAAUAACCAUUUCAGUGGAGCCUUUCCUUUGGUUCUUAAGAAAAGCAAGAAACUUAUCACUCUAGAUCUGGGAGGCAAUAAUUUCUCAGGUGGGAUACCUUCUUGGAUAAGCAAGAGCUUGCCUGACCUAAGAUUUCUUUUACUGUCAUCAAACAUGUUUGAUGGCAUCAUACCAUCACAGAUAUUACAAUUUCGUCAACUCCAGCUAUUGGACCUGUCAAAAAACAAGUUCACUGGACGGAUUCCAUCCAAUUUUGGUAACUUUACUGGCAUGAUCCAAGAACAGAAAAAUGGGAACAGCACAUACUGCUACCUGCCAGCAGAGCAGCUUCGUAUAGUCCUGAAGAAUGAGGGUUAUCUUUACAACUUCACGAUAUCGUUCAUAGUGGGUAUGGACUUAUCUAGCAACUUCCUUUCACAAGAGAUCCCAAAAGGACUCACAUCACUUGUUGGACUCAGGUACCUAAACUUGUCAAGAAACCAUCUCUCAGGUGGUAUUCCCGGAGACGUUGGCAAUCUGGCAUUGCUAGAAUCCUUGGACCUUUCGGAAAACCAACUCUCAGGGGAAAUUCCUCCAAGCCUUGCAGAUUUGAAGGCCCUCGGCACUCUGAACCUCUCGACCAACGGUUUAUCGGGGAGGAUACCUACAGGCAGCCAGCUGCAGACAUUCCCAGAUCCUUCAAUAUACAGCAAUAAUCCAGGGCUGUGCGGUUUCCCGCUGCAGGACUGUGUAAACCCAUCUGCAUCAAACCAGAAUGACAUGAAGCAGGAUGAAGAUAUGGAGACACUCUGGUUGUACUGCUUUGUGGUAGCAGGAGUCAUCUUUGGGUUUUGGCUAUACUGGGGCAUGCUCUUUUGCAAAGAGACAUGGAGGCAUGUGUUCUAUCAAUAUGUUGACAGCAUGCAAGACAAGGUAAUUACCAAGAAAAUAGCUGCAUAUCGCGCCUCCAAGCUAAGGCAUGAAUAG